Molecule: messenger RNA, 4000 nt
Organism: Gryllus bimaculatus (two-spotted cricket)
Lineage: Eukaryota; Metazoa; Arthropoda; Insecta; Orthoptera; Gryllidae
Source: the annotation of a GenBank genome assembly
CCGCCUCCGACGCCCCCGUCGCUCCCCACGGCCCCGGGGACCUCCGGCGAGGAGGCGGACAGCGGGGGCGGUGGCGGGGGCGGCGACGGGGACGGGGCCGGCAGCGGCGACGGCGAGGAGGAGACCGAGGGGGCGGCGGAGGGCGAGGGGGCCGUGGAGCCCCCGUUCAUCCCGGUGGUGGCGCGCAACUGCGAGGACCUCCUGGGCGGCGGCGGCGGACGCCCCCGCGCCAGCGGCGUCUACAAGCUGGGCGGCCACGACCUCAACCCCAAGGGCAGGGACUUCUACACCAGAUACUGUGACAUGCACACCAACGGAGGAGGUUGGACGGUGAUUCAACGAAGAGGAAAUUUCCAUGGACGGAGGCAAAAGUUUUCCUUACCAUGGAAAGACUACAAACGUGGUUUUGGAGAUUUAGACAAAGAAUUUUGGUUUGGAAAUGAUUUUAUCCAUCGACUCACUUACCAAAAGGACAUGGUUCUUAGAAUUGAGCUGGAGGCGUUCAGUGGGAAGAGGGCUUGGGCAGAAUACUCCAGUUUCAGCAACUAUCGGUUGACGGUGGGCGGCUACUCGGGCAACGCGACCGACUCGCUGCAAGUGCACGACGGAGCGUCGUUCAGCACCGCAGACAAAACCAACGACGCUGCGCCCGCGUGCUGCCCCUGCGCGCCGGCCUACGGCGGCGGCUGGUGGUUCGACAGUUGCUUUGAAGCAAAUCUUAAUGGGGUAUAUUUCACCCCAAAAGAUCACAGAGAAGAAUUUCGUGGAAUCAUCUGGGAACAUUGGUUGGGGGAUGAAUCCCUGAAAGCAACUGAAAUGAAAAUCAGGCCAAAGACUGUAACUGGGGCCAUAAUACGUGAAGAUCCAGGUUUUGAUGAACAUGGCUCAUCAUCUGUUGAUGAUGUAGAUCCUUUGGAUAUCCCAGAGGACCCCUAAUUUGCCUAGUCCUGCGUGUGCUGUACAUUUCCAAACCAGAAGGCAUUCUACCAGCAUGGAGCUCAGAUUCUAAUUAUAUUAAAAUUUAAUUUAUUUUCACUUUCUAUAAAAGUACAAUUAAAUCUUAAAUUCAUUCUUGGUUGAUCAUCUUCAUACUUAAUCAUUUUAUCUCAUAAACCAUUAAGGAAGAACAAUGUAGGAAAUUUGAAGAAAGGAAGUCUGAUGAACAAAUGUAUCACUUAGAAACACAAGGAAGAUUUCUUCCUUUCCAGACCUAAUGCUCAACCAGGAAUGACCCCUGGACCUUUUCAUCUUGCAAUGAAAUGAUCAUCAUUGUGUAAUGCCACACUGAAAGAGCACAAAUAAGUUCGCAAUAAAUUACUAGUAAAUUAAAAAUUAACUUAAUUCCCAUUUAAUUAGAAUUGUUCAUACAUUUUUAAUCACAAAACAUUUAGUUUUAAUUUUAGAGAGAGUGAUCAUAAAUUACAUUUUUGACAUGAAUCAGGAUCUUCUUUCUAAGGUCUGAAAUACCAUGUUUCAGCAAGAGUUUAUUCUUCAGGGAAUGUCUAUGUGACCUCACAUUUGGGGCAUAUUUCUGACCAGUAUUGUUUUUUAAACAAUUUGUGUCUAUGUCAUGGCGUAUGGUAUAUUUAUAAUGACUUAUGGAGCAUAUAGAAGACUCACUGGUCUUAAUAAUACAUCACCCACCCAGUAAAAAGAUGUUUUGUACUAUUAAUACUGCAAUUACUCAGCUGGCUAAAUAGCUUUUCGCAGUGACACUGACUCAUACAAAAAUAAAAAAGUAAGAGCAUCAAAAACCAUGGUUUAAAUGAGGAAAAUACACCAAAUACAAUGAAUUCAAUAAUAUCAUAAAAUAAAUACUUUAAUGCUUGGUUUCUUUUACUCCAAUAAAAUGUGCAUUUACCAAAAACAAAUUAUAAUCCUCAAAAUCAGAAGAGAUAUAGUUAAUUCACAAUGAGAAAUUCCAAAACGCACAAACCAGAUGAGUAAUGCUUAAUAGCCAUUAAUGUAAACAAAUACUCAGGCUCAUUGGUUAUGUUAGAGAAGAAACACAUUCUCAUGAUCCCGAGUAUCUCUAAGACCAAGAGUGUUUAUUUUGAUCUUUUUGAUGUUCUGUUCUAAGAAAUUUUUUUUAAUUUAUUAGUUAUAUUACUAGAAUUUCAAAGUUCUGCAAUACUUUGUUGUACUCUUCUUAUAAAUAUUGUAUAAAUGACCAACAUUCUACAUCUGCGAAAGGUUCGGAGAUUUAAUUGGGUUGUUAUUCAUUCCUCUUCAACGACAAUUCAACAAAACAUGUUCCAAUGUUUGAAUUCACUGAAUCUAUUACUCUUUAGAUGUUUUGCAAAGUACCAAUUAAAUUUCAAAUAAUAUUUUAAACAAUAUUUAUCUUAACUUUUCUUCUCAGACUGAAUAAUUAAUGAGAUUCUCAAAAGAGAAAAUUUUGAAAAUAUGCUCAGUCUUUGGUCAAAGGGAAUUGAAUUUAUUACAUAUAACCCAAUAGACCUCAUCACUACCAUUUUGUCAUCAGACAACAUUAAUUAAAAGUAACAUCUUAAUCCUAUUUUCUCAUUCAAUAUUCAGUUCUCCACAUCUUCAGGCCACUUUAAUCUGUUUAUUCAUCAAUUAUUUAUAAUUGAUUAUAAAAUUAUACACACACUUUUUUCAUAGUCAUCAUCUACCUAUCUCCCUUAAAAAUCUAUCUCAUCUGUUAUCUUUAUAAAAAUUUUAACUUUGCCUAAAAACUGUUUUAACAGUAGUAACUAUUCUCAUUACUUGCUUCUUAUUUCUGUGUCUUAUUCUUCUUGUAUUGAACUGAUAAUUUAAUUACCAAUCUUUUGUCAGUGUCUCUACCUUUCUUCUCCGUCAUUCCUGAUUUCAGUUCAAGAAGUAUUCUUUCUACUGUCCUGUUUAUUCUGUUUCAUAGCCUACACUUUUCAUGUAUCUGGCAUUUCACCCACUGGCAGAGUGUGAAUUUAUUUGGAGGAGAUGUCCAAAUUUUAACAGGGAGGGAGGGGGGCAGAAGGAUCAAUCCCAACGAACUAAUGAUAAUACUUGAUUUAUUCUAAGAGUCUGACUAAAUCCUGAGAUUGCCUGUAGGAAAAUUUUCCAAUUUUCUACAUUUGUGAAUUUCAAAUUGUGAAAAUCGUAAAUGAAGCACCUAAAUAAUUAAUACUUUUUCAGCAGAAGGCAUCAAAUGGUAUCCCACUGUCAAUUCACACCCUGGCCAUGGGACAGAAAGUCCUAGAAUAGUAAAGUUAAUGUUGUAGAAAGAUUUGAUACACCAAAUUCACUAAUGAAAAAUUAAUAAAACUGAUCUAUUUCUCCAGAUUAUAUUAAGUAAAAUUAGCAGUGUUACAAAUAAGUGGGUUUAUCCAGUUAUUUGACAUUGAUUCUGAUGUACUUAGUAUUUUUGUAAAUGUUAAAAUGUAAAAAUUCAUAUUCUUAAAAUAAUUAUAUUUUUUGUAUGUAAAUAGUGUAGAUGUACUUGCACACCAAAACAAAUUCUAAAAUUACGUACAUGUACAAAAUAUAGUAGUUUUUAAUAGAAUAACAAAAUAAUUUAUAUCAACAUAGAAUGUAGUCCUUUAGUUUUCAAUAUAUGAAUGUCAACAAUUUUUAACUUAAUAUUUUUAAUAGUCAAUGGAAAACAACAUUGUUCUUUUGUCUUCAUUAAAUACUUCUUCCCUUGAAAAUUCACUAUCACUUGUAGCAACAAGAUAAGUCAAAAAAUUACCCUGAAUCCAAACAAAAAUGGAAAUUUUACAAGUACACCAUGAAAAUAUCUGGAAAGAGCCCUUUUAAAGUAUCUACUGUUAGUCCUGUCACCUGGUGUCAAAGGGGUCUGAUCCAGGAAAACAGAACCACAAGUUUUUUCCUCAAUGGUUCCAUUACGUUUUUUGGAGGUGCUGAAUUAGGAUUUUAUGUUUGCCACCACAAGAAGAUUAGCUUCACAGAGAACAAUGAAACAUUAUUUUGAGCUAAAACAGCACAUACUUUCUCGCCCUUAGUAACAGUAACACUAUUUUUUGUAUAUCAUCAUUAU